GCCUCUUCAGUGUAAAAAUAAAGCUUUCAGGGCAAAAGUUUGCAAAGUCUAGAUCUGGCUGGGGAGGAGCCCCCGUGGGAAGGUGUGCGUCUUCUCCCAGAGGUCACUACAAUCACGGGUACUGAAGCCACAUGGAAGCACCUAGCCUGGGAUCCGCAGCUAUUCUCUGCAAGGGAUGCAGUUGGGCAAUGCUCAGAGGUGACUGAAACAGAGUAUCUCCCACCCAUCACUUCAUGAAAGAACCGGCAGCCAAGAGGAGGGCCCUCCUGAGUGAGUACUGACGGUCCACCCUCCCCACAUAGAGGGGCCACAGAAUCCAGCUCGGUCCCUCCCGUCAGCCCUGGAAGACCUUGGCAAUGUUGUCCCCCAACCUCACACCUCCCGAUCACUGCCACCUCACGGGACUCAGAGUCAGAGACUUGGUCCGAGAGGAGCAGACAUCAUUGGCAGAGGACGGAGCUCCAGGCUCUGCGAGGAAUCAAGGUCAGAAACCUGAGGGAGGAUUCAGGCACCCCCAUGACCCUCGACCACAUCUCCACCCCUCGCCACUACUCUUCCCCGCCGCCCCGCCCCCAUACCGGCAGAAUCGGGUUCCGCCCCUGCUGUCAAUCCGGGGAAGCUCCAGGCGUGGGGGCCGGAUGUGACCUCCAUUGGCUUCCGCCUCUGGGAUCUGAGAGAAGCGAACGCGUCUUUCUGAGGGGUGUCUUGAGAGUGGCAGAGGGCAGCGGGCCCAGGCUCUGUGAGGAGGCAAGGUGAGAGCUGAAGGAGGACUGAGGAGUCCUCCUCCCCAGAUAGAGGGCCCCAGAUAAUCCAUUGCCAACCCUGGCGCCAGCCCUGAGACAAGGGGGGACCAAAUUGUCAGGCUGAGACAAUCCCCCACCUCAGUGCCCAAGGAGACUCUGGGAGUCGAAUCUAUGAUGUGACCUGGGCAGAGACAGUUCCAUAAAGGGUGGGGCCCCGGCCUUUCCAGACAUCAACAUCAGGACUCUGAGAAAUUAUGGAGAGGUUCCACCCCAUGCUGAUAGAGGGGCCCCAGAGUCCAUCCUUGUCCCUGCAGUUAACGCAAAGGACCUCCCGGCUUGGUGCUGCGGACUUGCACAUUAGGGGGUCAGAGAGAAGUGACAGCCAGGUUCUGAGGGGUGGCUUGUGAUCCGCUGAGGGCAGCAGGCCCAGGCUCUGUGAGGAGGCAAGAUGAGAUGCUGAGGGAGGACUGAGGACACCCCCUCCCCAGAUAGAGGACCCCAAAUAAUCCAACACCGCCUCUGCUGCCAGGCCUGGAUCACCCCACGGGGACGGACUUCUCAGUCUGGGCCGUCCCCUCCCGCCACCCCCCUCGGCUUCUGUACCCCGCUGCUUAAGCCUCAGGGGACUUUGGGGUCAGAGCUUGGUGUGACCAGGGCAGUGCUGGUUAGGAGAGGGCAGGGCCCAGGUUCUGCCAGGCAUCAAGGUCAAGACCCUGAGGGAAGGCUGAGGCCCCACAGAGCCAGGCUCCCUCUCUGCUGUCAGCCCUGGGAAGUUCCUAGCAUGGCCGCUAGGCAUAUGGUUUCUGAUUUCCGCAUCCUGGGCUGACGGAGGGAAGGAGCUUGGUAUCAUGAGAACGACUUAGAGGGAGCACAGACAGGGCCCAGUCCCUGCUGGGAGGCGAGGGAGGCCUGAGGGACAACUGAAGGGACCCAGCACCCCAGGACGGCUCUCCCCCACCCCCUGCCACCCCGCCGUCUCAGACUGAGGUGCCUCCUCAUUCAGCCUUGAGAAUCUGAGGAAUGGAGACUCAGAUCCGCAGAGAGGGUCUCGGGUGCAGCCCUGCCAGCAUCAAGAGGAAGAAGAAGAAGGAGGACUCAGGACACCUUGGACUCCAGGUGAGCACUAUGUUCUCAGAGGACGACUUCCAGUCAACAGAAGGAGCCCCAUCUGGUCUGCAAAUACAGUGGUCCCAGGAUCUGCCAAGAGUCCAGGUUUUUAGAGAACAGGCCAACCAAGAGGACAGGAGCCCCAGGAGGAGCCAGAGGAUCACCGGAGGAGAAGUGCUGUGGGGCCCCAUCACCCAGAUCUUUCCCACAGUUUGGCCUGCUGACCUAACCGGAGUCAUCAUGCCUCUUGAGCAAAGGAGUCAGCACUGCAAGCCUGAGGAAGGCCUUCAGGCCCAAGAAGACAACCCGGGCUUGGUGGGUGGCGCACAGGCUCUCCAAGCUGAGGAGCAGGAGGCUGCCUCCUUCUCCUCUACUCUGAAUGUGGGCACUCUAGAGGAGGUGCCUGCUACUGAGUCACCAAGUCCUCCCCAGAGUCCUCAGGGGGAGUCCUCCUCUCCCACUGCCAUGGACUCCAUCUUUGGGAGCCUAUCUGAUGAGGGCUCCAGCAGCCAAGAAGAGGAGGGGCCAAGUACUUCGCCCGACCUGAUAGACCCUGAGUCCUUUUCCCAAGAUAUACUACAUGACAAGAUAAUUGAUUUGGUUCAUUUAUUGCUCCGCAAGUAUCGAGUCAAGGGGCUGAUCACAAAGGCAGAAAUGCUGGGGAGUGUCAUCAAAAAUUAUGAGGACUACUUUCCUGAGAUAUUUAGGGAAGCCUCUGAAUGCAUGCAACUGCUCUUUGGCAUUGACGUGAAGGAAGUGGACCCCACUAGCCACUCCUAUGUCCUUGUCACCUCCCUCAGCCUCUCUUAUGAUGGCAUACAGGGUGAUGAGCAGAGCAUGCCCAAGUCUGGCCUCCUGAUAAUAGUCCUGGGUGUGAUCUUCAUGGAGGGGAACUGUGUCCCUGAAGAGGUUAUGUGGGAAGUCCUGAGCAUUAUGGGGGUGUAUGCUGGAAGGGAGCACUUCCUCUUUGGGGAGCCCAAGAAGCUCCUCACCCAUGAUUGGGUGCAGGAAAAGUACCUGGUGUACCGGCAGGUGCCCGGCACUGAUCCUGCAUGUUAUGAGUUCCUGUGGGGUCCAAGGGCCCACGCUGAGACCAGCAAGAUGAAAGUUCUUGAGUACAUAGCCAAUGCCAAUGGGAGGGAUCCCAGUUCUUACCCAUCCCUGUAUGAAGAUGCUUUGAGAGAGGAGGAAGAGGGAGUCUGAGCAUGAGAUGCAACCAGGGCCAGUGGGCAGGGAAACGGGCCAAUGCAUGCUUCAGGGACACACCCAGCAGUUUCCCUGCCCUGUGUGAAAUCAGUCCCAUUCUUCCCUCUGUGUUUUAUGGAGAAGUCAGUGUUAUCAGUAGUAGAAGGCACAGUGAAUGGAAGGGAACACAUUGUAUACCGCUUUUAGGUUUCUCUUCCAUACGGUGACUUGGAGAUUUCUUUUUGUGUCCUUUUGGUAAUUUUCAAAUAGUGUUCCUUUAAUAAAAGUUUUAGUUAGCUUCAACAUCUAUGUAUGUGGAUGAUGCUGACCACACAUGUAGUUUUGCUUAUCCAUUUCAAGUGCAAGAGUUUGCCAUUUUGUAAAACAUUUUGGGAAAUCUUCCAUCUUGCGUGAUUUGCAAUAGAUAUUUUCUUGGAGAAUGUAAGAACUUAGCAAUAAAGUUGAACUGGUGUUGUGAAACAGAAA
Molecule: messenger RNA, 3521 nt
Organism: Macaca mulatta (Rhesus monkey)
Lineage: Eukaryota; Metazoa; Chordata; Mammalia; Primates; Cercopithecidae
Product: melanoma-associated antigen 11
Biological process (GO): negative regulation of transcription by RNA polymerase II
Cellular component (GO): nucleus
Molecular function (GO): histone deacetylase binding
Source: RefSeq, a predicted model, not a curated record